Messenger RNA from Puccinia triticina, 546 nucleotides. RefSeq lists its product as uncharacterized. The transcript is spliced from 4 exons. Bases 1 to 546 code for a protein of 181 amino acids. NCBI's taxonomy places the organism in Eukaryota, Fungi, Basidiomycota, Pucciniomycetes, Pucciniales, Pucciniaceae. The record is from RefSeq and is a predicted model, not a curated record.
AUGUCGAUUCCACAAGGGUCGAGGCCAUUAACAUUCAUCACGAUGAAUACGCCGAAGGGUCAAGAAUUCCAAGAAUUCGCCGAGCAACUCAAGCUUGUCUACCACUUUGCGUUCACUCAUCAUUUGAUGGACGUGCGGGGUGGACAACAAAUGAGAAAAAUUCCUGUUUUGCUCGACAAUAAUUACACCGCAAUAAAUAGCAAGUCAAAACUGUUUUGCAUUAAGGAGAGCGGCGCGAUCAUCAUGGUGCGCAAGAUGAAUGAGCGUUUAAUGGCCGACGAAGAUUGCGAAAUGGCGGAGAUGCACGAUUGGGUCGCAUUGGGAAUCUCAGAGCUCUCACCGGUUAUGAAUGAGUGUAUUUACUUCUUCCGCUAUGCGAAAGACGAGGACACGAGGAUUCCCGAUACAUUCCGCAAACAAUUGGUCAGCUUAUUUCGCGCGCUCGACUGUCCUUUGGGCAAUUAUAACUCAACUCAACCUCGUAUUUACGUGUCAGGACAGGGACGUGGGAAAUAUUCCAAUGCAGACAUAGUAAUAUGGCCGUGA